AUGGCCGAAUGGAGCCCUAGUUCUUGGACACAAAAACCCAUCAAGCAAGAUGUCAUCUAUGAGGAUCUUCAAGGGUUGAAAGUCUCACUGCAAAAACUACAGAAGCUUCCUCCACUUGUGACCACACAAGAAAUUAUCAAUCUCAAGAAAAACCUACGAAAUGUCGCUUUGGGCAAAGCAUUCGUUCUGCAGGGUGGUGACUGUGCGGAGCUCUUCGACUACUGCAGCCAAGAAAUGAUCGAAGCCAAGGUGAAGCUCUUGUUGCAAAUGAGUUUGGUUCUCAUCUGGGGCGCCAACAAGCCCGUCAUCCGUAUUGCUCGGAUCGCAGGCCAGUUUGCAAAGCCCCGCUCAAGUCCAACAGAGGUCAUCAAUGGAGUGGAAAUGCCUUCUUUCCGCGGUGACAACAUCAAUGGCUUUGCAGCAGACCCUACGUCCCGCCAACCAGACCCAUCACGUCUAGUCUCAGCCUACUUCCACUCCGCGGCGACUCUGAAUUACCUCCGUGCCUCGCUCUCCUCGGGCCUGGCAGACCUGCACUCCCCACUAGACUGGGGUCUGGGCCAUGUAAUCACGCCCUCAAUCAAAGAGCAAUACGCCAAAACCGUAGGCGCAGUAAAGGAUGCCCUGCGCUUCAUGCACACAGUAGGAAUCGACAAAGACCGCGGCUUCGAGACAGCCGACAUCUUCACCAGUCACGAGGGUCUCUCCCUGGAAUACGAGCAGAGCCUAACCAGACUCCUUCGCCACCCAGUGAACUCAGGCAGCAGCAGCAGCACGUCUUCCGAAACAGGCUACUACGCAACAUCCAGCCACUUCCUCUGGAUCGGUGACCGCACACGCCAACUCGGUGGUGCGCAUAUCGAGUUCUUCCGUGGCAUCGCUAACCCCGUCGGAAUCAAGAUCGGGCCCAGCAUGGCGCCGGAUGAGCUGGUGCAGCUGCUGGAUGUUGUCAACCCAGAUCGUGAAGUCGGGAAAGUGACUCUGAUCUCUCGGUACGGCGCUUCGAAAAUCGCUAAUUUCCUCCCGGGACAUAUUGCCGCCGUGCAGGCCUCUGGUCAUAUCCCUGUCUGGCAAUGUGACCCUAUGCAUGGCAAUACACAGAGCACACCAUCUGGUGUGAAGACCCGCCAUUUCACGGAUAUCUUGUCUGAGUUGAAGCAGGCGUUGGAAAUCCAUCGCGCUGCGGGGUCUUUCCUCGGUGGUAUGCAUCUUGAACUUACUGGGGAGGCUGUCACUGAGUGUGUUGGUGGUGCUGCUGGGCUGACGGAGGAUGGGCUUGGGGAGCGGUACACGACAUUCUGUGAUCCACGCUUGAACGAGAAGCAGGCUUUGGAGCUCGCUUUCUUGGUUGCUGGGUUCUACCGUGAAGAGUCGGAGGAGUGA
Molecule: messenger RNA, 1383 nt
Organism: Penicillium hordei
Lineage: Eukaryota; Fungi; Ascomycota; Eurotiomycetes; Eurotiales; Aspergillaceae
Product: 3-deoxy-7-phosphoheptulonate synthase class II
Exons: 6
Coding region: 1-1383 (460 amino acids)
Biological process (GO): aromatic amino acid biosynthetic process
Molecular function (GO): 3-deoxy-7-phosphoheptulonate synthase activity
Source: RefSeq, a predicted model, not a curated record